AUGUUUGAUAAAAAAGUAAAACUUAAUAAUAAUUGUGAAAUGCCUAUGCUAGGAUUGGGUACAUGGAUGAUUACAGAUGAAGAUAAACUUGAAGAGUCUAUUAGAAAUGCUAUAAAAUAUGGAUACAGGCACAUUGAUACAGCUUUUAUUUAUGGGAAUGAAAAAUUUAUAGGAAAAAUACUUAAAAAGAUAUUUACUGAAGGAUUAGUUAAACGCGAAGACUUAUUUAUCACAUCAAAGCUGUGGUGUACGUAUCAUGAUGAUCCAGAAAAAGGAAUUAAACUGACACUAAAAGAUUUACAGAUGGAUUACGUAGAUCUAUUUUUAGUUCAUUUCCCUGUUAAAUUUAAAACGGAUAAAAAUCAUAAUUCGUUUACGGAUGAAAAAGGGAAUAACGUGUUAGACACUUUUAAUUGUCUGGAUGUCUGGAAGAAGAUGGAAUCUUUAGUAGAUAAAGGGCUUACUAAAUCAAUAGGAGUGGCUAACUUUGGAAUGUACAACAUUGGCAAAAUAUUAAAAGAUUGCAGAAUAAAACCAGUUAUCAACCAAUUUGAAAUUCAUCCGUAUCUUUCACAGAAUGAGUUAGUGGAUUACUGUCAGAAAAAUGAUAUUAAUGUUGUAAGUUACUCAUCGUUAGGAGGAACAGCUAAACAGGAUGUUAAUUUAAAAGAAGACCCUGAAAUUUUAAGAAUAUCUAAAAAAUAUAAUAAAACUGUCCCACAAGUAAUAUUGAGCUGGCUAAUUAUGAGAGAUAUACUAAUUAUUCCUAAAAGUAUGAGUGAAAAACAUAUUAAAGAAAAUACAGAUUUAUUUACUCUAAAAUAUGAAGAUUUUAUGGCAAUAAGUAAAUUAAAUAGAAAUUAUAGAUUUAUUGAUUUACCUGAACAUGGACCAGAUAGAUUUAAAUAA
Molecule: messenger RNA, 909 nt
Organism: Vairimorpha ceranae
Lineage: Eukaryota; Fungi; Microsporidia; Nosematidae
Product: aldo-keto reductase
Exons: 1
Coding region: 1-909 (302 amino acids)
Cellular component (GO): cytosol
Molecular function (GO): aldose reductase (NADPH) activity
Source: RefSeq, a predicted model, not a curated record